UGGACGUUGGGUCGUUUAACGUUGACUGUGCUUGUUGUUAGCCAACUACUGCUACAGUGCGGUAAAUCUAACAAAUAUUUGUUUUGGGGAAGUGACAUUGUCAUUUUGUUCGCGGUGAAGACGAAUCGGAGAGAAACAUACCCUUGUAUAUCUUCUGUGAAAGAAUGGACUCCGAAAAACUCUCAGCGGUGUUCAGUUAUGAGAGUCUGGUACAUGCUGUCGCUGGGGCAAUGGGGAGUGUGACUGCGAUGACAGUUUUCUUCCCCCUGGACACUGCCAGACUGCGGCUUCAGGUGGAUGAGAAGAGGAAAGCCAAGUCCACUCCUGCAAUUCUGGCUGAAAUCAUCAAGGAGGAAGGAUUCCUGGCUCCCUACCGAGGGUGGUUUCCUGUCAUCUGCAGCCUCUGCUGCUCCAACUUCGUCUACUUCUACUGCUUCCACAGCUUAAAGACCACCUGGCUGAGGGGUCAGAGGUCGACGCCAGGGCGAGACCUCCUCAUUGGCAUCGCCGCAGGUGUGGUAAAUGUGCUUGUCACCACUCCCCUUUGGGUCGUCAACACCAGGCUCAAGCUGCAGGGGGCGAAGUUUCGCAACGCAGACAUCCGUCCCACAUACUACACAGGCAUCGUAGAUGCCUUUUCAAAGAUUGUUGGGGAGGAGGGGGCGGGGGCUCUCUGGAACGGGACCUUCCCCUCGCUGCUGCUGGUGAUGAACCCGGCGGUCCAGUUCAUGAUCUAUGAGGGGCUGAAGAGGCAGCUGAGCAAGGGCGUGCACAGAGAGCUGUCCUCUCUGGAGGUGUUCUUCAUCGGAGCCGUCGCCAAGGCCAUCGCCACAACGGUCACAUACCCACUGCAGACUGUGCAGUCCAUUCUCAGAUUUGGCCAGCACAGGCAGCCCACAGAGAGAUCACGUCUCUUGAGCUGUCUAAGGAAUGUGGUGUUCCUGCUACUGAACAGAGUCAGGAAGAAUGGCAUUCUGGGAUUGUUUAAGGGCCUGGAGGCCAAGCUCCUGCAGACGGUGCUCACGGCCGCGCUCAUGUUCCUGCUCUACGAGAAGAUUGUCAGCAGCACCUUCCGGGUGAUGGGGGUACGGAGGCCUUCGCCCGGUCGAUAACGCACCUGUGCCCGGAGGCCGACGCACCUGUGCCCAGUCGCUGACGCACCUGUGCCCAACCGCUGACCUGCACCUGCGGGCUCCCUGUGUGACCAACCGCACCACACAUCCGCCAGCCCAUGUUCCCAGCCGAACGCUCAUUCCUAUUUAUUAAGCACCCGAUUCAUCCAGUUCAUACAGUGGGCUUCGGAAUUAUCGGCACCCGCAGUAAAUAUGCACAAAAGAUACUGUAAAUUAAAAAGUAGUUCCAUUGUUGCAAUAAAUUUUAUUUUCCAAGGUGCGUCAAGCAGUGUGUUUUAUUCAUGUGAUUCAAUGAAAUCAACCAGUAUCUCGGUGUAUUGUGUUUAUUUUUAAGACUUGGUGACAACAAGACUGUGCUCCUUGGGGGUUCUUUAUUGCCUCCCUCACCAUCUUCUUCUCCAGCCCGAGGGACAAUGUGCACUUGCCUCUUCCUGGCAAGUUUGGAACAAUUAUUGCCCUUACAGUGCUAAGUGCUAUGUUUAGCUAAGCGUUUAUUAUCAGUGUUGUUUACCCUAUACACGGCCAUUUUCUUCUUCUUUAAUCAAGGGUGCCAAUAAUUCUGGAGAGGCUAGGAGAGCGCAGUGGUUCUCAUUCCAGAGUUCGGUCUUCAUCUCAGCUCUACACUUUGUUUUAUUUCUCAUUGUUAGUAUGGAUUAAAGUGUAUAUGUAAAUAACGAUUUGUCAGAGCAGGAUGGGAGGUGUAAUAUGAAGUGUCAAAUAAAUGUAAAUGUAUAUUUAAAA
Conger conger (European conger) is the source of this 1874-nucleotide messenger RNA. RefSeq names its product solute carrier family 25 member 17 (gene slc25a17). NCBI's taxonomy places the organism in Eukaryota, Metazoa, Chordata, Actinopteri, Anguilliformes, Congridae. The coding region runs from base 165 to 1112 and encodes 315 amino acids. The transcript is spliced from 9 exons. Gene Ontology annotation, molecular function: ATP transmembrane transporter activity; ADP transmembrane transporter activity; FAD transmembrane transporter activity. Gene Ontology annotation, cellular component: peroxisomal membrane. Gene Ontology annotation, biological process: transmembrane transport. The record is from RefSeq and is a predicted model, not a curated record.